GCCGGCGGCGGCGGGGCCGGGCCGGGCCGGGCCGGGCCGGGCGGAGCGGGCGCUGCCAUGGACGCGCUGAGCCGGGCCGAGCCCCGGCCCCGCCGGCCCGCACCCGCCUCCCCGCUGCCCUGGGCCCGCUUCUCCGCCUGGCUCGACUGUGUCUGCGUGGUCACCUUCGACCUGGAGCUGGGCCAGGCCAUGGAGUUGGUGUAUCCUUAUGACUUUAGACUAACAGAGAAAGAGAAAACGAGUAUCUGCUACUUGUCCUUCCCAGACUCCUACUCAGGUGGCCUGGGGGAUACUCAAUUUAGCUUCCGCCUUCGUCAGUCUGGGGGACAGCGGACCACUCAUUACGAGGAUGACGGCGAGUACAAUAGAGAAGCACCCCUAACGCUGCAGCGGGAGUCAGCUCAUUACUUCGGUUAUGUAUACUUCAGGCAAGUCAAGGACAGCUCGAUGAAGAGAGGUUAUUUUCAGAAGUCUCUGGUGCUGGUGUCGCGCCUUCCAUACGUGAACUUGUUCCAGUCGUUGCUGCAGCUGAUUGCUCCGGAAUACUUUGACAAGCUGGAGCCGUGCCUGGAGGCAGUGUGCAACGAGAUUGAUCAGUGGCCGCCUCCUGUGCCAGGACAGACUCUGAACCUUCCAGUGAUGGGAGUUGUCAUUCAGGUGAGAAUCCCAUCAAGGGUGGAUAAACCAGGAUCAAGCCCGGUGAAGCAGUUCAACCAAGAGAAUCUGUUACCUGCCCCACUGGUUCUCCCCAGUAUUCAUGAACUGGAUCUUUUCAGGUGUUUCCAGCCAGUGCUCAUUCACGUCCAGAUGUUAUGGGAGCUGAUGUUACUGGGAGAGCCAAUUGUUGUGAUGGCACCGUCCCCUACAGUUUCUUCAGAAAUGGUUCUGGCACUUACCAGCUGCCUUGCUCCUCUGAGGUACUGCUGUGACUACCGUCCCUAUUUCACUAUCCACGACAGUGAAUUUAAGGAGUACACCACCAGGACACAAGCUCCGCCAAACAUUGUUGUGGGAGUCACAAACCCUUUCUUUAUCAAAACUCUCCAGCACUGGCCACACAUUCUUCGGGUCGGGGAGCUCAGAAUGUCAGGAGACCUGCCCAAGCAAGUCAAGGUGAAGAAGCUCGCUAAACUGAAAACUCUAGACACAAAACCAGGAAUCUAUACUUCGUAUAAAACAUUUCUUCACAAAGACAAAACCCUGAUCAAAAGACUCCUGAAGGGGAUUCAGCGGAAACGCCCGUCUGAAGUCCAGAGUGCCCUUCUGAGGCGUCACCUCCUGGAGCUCACCCAGAGCUUCAUUAUUCCCCUGGAGCAUUAUAUUGCAAGUCUGAUGCCUCUGCAGAGGGCCAUUACUCCAUGGAAGAAUCCUCCACAGAUCCGUCCUUUCCGCCAGGAAGAUUUCAUGAAGACCCUUGAGCAUGCUGGUCCCCAACUUACCUGUGUACUUAAGGGUGACUGGUUGGGCCUCUACAGGCGCUUCUUCAAGUCUCCCAACUUCGAUGGCUGGUACCGUCAGAGGCACAAGGAGAUGACCCAGAAGCUGGAGGCCCUUCAUUUGGAGGCCAUCUGUGAAGCGAACAUUGUGGCCUGGAUGAAGGACAAGUCCGAGGUGGAGAUUGUAGACCUAGUGCUAAAACUUCGUGAGAAGCUGGUACGAGCCAGGUGCCAGCACCUGCCCGUGAAGGAGGAAACUCUGCAGCGCGUGGGCCUGUAUAUUGAGACCAUCAUUGGCUCCUUGCCAGAGGAUCUCCAGACCGUGCUGCACCACCACUGAGCGCGGUGACGGGACUCUCUUGGAGAAGGAAGGGCCUUCCCACCCUGCUCCGAGCUGCGGGCGGCUGCACUUGCGUUUGGAAAGGAGAGUUCCUCCCCGAUCCAGCCAGCGUGACCUGAUCUGGACCUUGCUCACAACCGUGGAUGAUUUUGAGCACGUGAGCGCGUGGGUCGGAACUGUAGCAGAAAAUGGGGAACCCUGUGCCCUAUUCUCUGGCUAGUCCUGCUUCGAGGAGCUGGGUCAGGGGACUGGAAAUGAGAAACUCUUCCCUGUGUGGCUGUUCGUAGGUCAGAAAGUGACAGCCAGGCUUCCAGCAGCAUGUGGUAGGCUGUGCAAAACACGCGUUGCCCAUAUAUACACAUCCAUCUUUGGCUACUGCUUGGGCUCUCAAAAUUCCAAUGCCGUCAUCCUGCCUGGAAGAAGCAGGACCAGCCCUGUGUGGAGGGGGGGGAGUUGUUUUCAGGCUGGUAACGAGAGAGAUGCUAGUCCCCCCACAUACAAAUGAUGUGGAAAAAUUGUCGCUGCCCGUUCAGCAGCCUGACUCAUGCCGGCAAGAGCUUCAGCCGUGAUGGGAGUGGGAGGAUGAAUUGCUGGAUGUGGAAUGCCGUUGUUUUUUCUCCAAGGCAGAGAGAGAGAAGAAGAAGGGGCUGGUGCAUCUGCAAGGAUCAGAGCUCUCCAGAGAUCAUGGCGGGGUGCUGUGUGAAUGACAGUCGCUACUGGAGCUCCACAGAGAGGAGCUGGUCUCCAAAUAUAAUUUAUUCUGCUUGAAAAAUCGAGUUUGUGUGCUCUAAUGAUGUACGAGAGAGCUGGAGCUCUGCCUUGGGCAACGAGAUCUCUCAUGUGGCCAGCCCACUUGCCGAUAAAACACGUUGGAGAGUCCGAUUUGUACAGCCUGCGUCAGCCUUGCCAAGAGGGAGCUCCCGGAGCGUCCCGUGCCUGGGUGCAGGGGCAGCAACCCCUCCGGCUCCCUUCUGGGCUGGAAGCAGGGAAGACUUGAGGCUCCGCUACCAGUUUUGGAGGCAGCUGCCCUCUGCCCGAGAGCGUGCUCGUUCUGCCAGCUGCCUUGGAAACGGAUUUGCCGUAACACCGGGGUUGGUCGCUGCUACUGUGACUGCAUUUCACCAUCUGCCCCUCUGGCCGGGGCCUGAACGUUUGCCUAAAGAAGGGGUUUGGGGAUGGGCCUGGCAGCCUGACGCUCUGCGGGAAGCCCUGGAGCGUCCCGUUGCUCGCGGCAGGAGAGUUUGGCAUUUCAGCCCAGACCUGCGCAAAGCUCCGUCGGUCCCGGUGCUGGCGGGGUGGGAGCUGUGCGGUCCCUGGCAGUCCCUGCCCGUCGCUGCACCGCCUCGGCGCUGGAGAGAUGUCGGUGAGACUCGGGGGUGGCUGAACCCUUCUUGCCUUUCCCCUCCGGAGCCAGGCAGGGACAGUGCGGGGACAGCGGGAGGCUGCUCGGUUCCCUACCGCCUCCAGCCUGGAAGCGGCCGAGCGAGGAGACGCGGCCGUACCUCCCCGCAGUAACCGCUUCUGUACGGAGCUCCGCGGCGGCAGCCCUGCCUGUACAGUGUAUAUUCUGUAUAUAGAGCUCGUGGGUGCGUCCGUGCGAUAGCUCUGCAGUGACUGUGGUGGACCGAAGCACUAAUGUAUAGUAGAAAAUAUUAGUUAAAAAA
Chroicocephalus ridibundus (black-headed gull) is the source of this 3440-nucleotide messenger RNA. RefSeq names its product DENN domain containing 6B (gene DENND6B). NCBI's taxonomy places the organism in Eukaryota, Metazoa, Chordata, Aves, Charadriiformes, Laridae. Bases 58 to 1776 code for a protein of 572 amino acids. The transcript has 20 exons. The record is from RefSeq and is a predicted model, not a curated record. Gene Ontology annotation, cellular component: recycling endosome. Gene Ontology annotation, molecular function: guanyl-nucleotide exchange factor activity.